GAAAAGUAACAAUGGUGGAGUCGUCGUCGUUAAUACCGGGCUUGGUGGACGACUUAGCAGAGCUGUGCCUCUCGAGAAUCCCGCGCUCUAGCUUUCAGAUCAUUUCUCAGGUGUGCUGGCGAUGGAGAAGAUUCCUCAGGAGCGAGCGUUACGGAGCCGUUCGAAAGUUGACGGGAUCGGUGGAGGAGUUAAUGUGUCUUCUAGUGUAUGACAAGUACUGGGAAGUUUUCGACGGCUCCGGUAACAAACUUGGUCGGAUCCCUCACAUCCCUGGGCCUUUGAAGGGCGGUUUCGGCCUUGUGGUGCUCGAUGGCGGAAAGAUCGUGUUCAUCGGUGGAAGAUAUAAUUGCGUUGCUUCGGCGGAUGUUUACGAGUUCAAUCCUGCUACUAACAGGUGGAGAAAACUGGCAGACAUGAACAUACCACGUCACAACUUUACAUAUGCUGUAGUGGACGGCCUUUUGUAUGUGAUCCGAGGUCUUUCCUCAGAUAAUGUUAGCAUUCUCAAUGCUGAAACUAACCAAUGGAGCCUCAUUGAUUGUCCACACAGCCACAGCUUUAGUGGCUUCGCAUUCUCCUUCAAUUCCAAACUCUUCGUUGUAGGCAAUAGAUGGAGGUUCAUAGACAUAUAUGACCCCAAGACGGAGACAUGGGAAAAGUUAGACUCCGGGCAAACACUGUCGGUGUCCUCCUACACUGUUGUUAGGAACAAAGCGUAUUUCUUCGACUGGUUCAAGUCGGAAAUGGGAGUGUUUGAUCCAGAGAAGAAUUCUUGGAGCUCCGUGUCUGUGCUUCCGAGCGAAAAAUGUGCUUUCAAGUACAGACUAGGGCAAUGGAACAAUAAGGUUAUCCUGUUUUCACGAGGAUGUGAGGCCUUAAGUGGUGACCUUGAUAAAGAGGACGCGGCCAAGUGGAUAGCCACACCGAUUAAACCAUCUGGUCUUCACCCCACCAGUGUUCUCAUCAACUUUUGA
Brassica oleracea var. oleracea is the source of this 974-nucleotide messenger RNA. RefSeq names its product putative F-box/kelch-repeat protein At1g27420. The coding region runs from base 12 to 974 and encodes 320 amino acids. The record is from RefSeq and is a predicted model, not a curated record. Gene Ontology annotation, molecular function: protein binding. The transcript has 3 exons. NCBI's taxonomy places the organism in Eukaryota, Viridiplantae, Streptophyta, Magnoliopsida, Brassicales, Brassicaceae.